AGACCGCCUUGCCUCCCAAACCAACAAACUUACCUCUCGCUCCCCUCCGCGGCCCGCGGGCCGGCCGAGCAAGCCAUGGAGCUGUGCUUCCUGUCAUUGAGUGCUCCGGGAAGGUGUGUGAACAUUUGUCGCGCCAGCGUCUGAGCGAGGAGUCAAAACAGCCCGAGGAGACCGAGGCGGACAAGGCUAAGCGGGAGCUGGCGGAGCGCGUGCUGCUGAGCGCCCAGGACGCGUCCAUGCAGGCGGCCCGAAGGGCCGCCGAGAGAGAGGGCCCCCUCGACCCGGAGUACAUCUACGACGAGGCCUUCAAAGCCGCCGAGGCCGCCAUCGAGGGUGUGAUGACCGACGAGACCCUGGCGCUGGGCGAGAAGGCGGUCUCGCUGUCGGCGACCUCGGCGGGAACGAAGACGGUCAACCUGCUGGCCAGCCAGGCCGCGGUGAACUCCGCGACUGUCGUGCUGAACCAGGUCGCCGCGAGCGGCGCGAGCGACGUGGUCGUGACGAGCGCCACCCAGGCGGCCCUCGGCGGGGUGGUGGGGACCGUGACCUUAACCUCCAUUGGCCCCGCCGGCUUCGCCUCCGCCAUCGGCUCCAUCGCGGGCAAGCACGUGGCCGACUAUAGCGGGGGCGACGAGGAGCUCGGCAGCCUCGUGGGUUCCGUCGGCGCUGGCGCGCUCGCCGGCGCCUUUGCGGGCAGCGCCUUCGGACCGCCGGGCACGCUGGCGGGCUUCGCGGCAGGCGCUACGCUGGGCACCGCGCAGUACUACACCGCGAGGCUCAUUCAAAAGGCCGUCGACAGGACCUGGGACUGCGUCGAGGAGAAGGUCAAGGCCGCACGCGAGGAGCGCGAGAAGGCCAAGGCGGCGGCGGCUCCAGAGUCCGCCUGAGCGGCGGCUGGCGGCGUCGUCGCUCCAGUCGCCAGUCGGCCGCGGCCUUGCUGCAGGAGGAGCGGAGGACUCAAGCAGUGGUGAAGGUGGUUGGUCCCUACUCGAGGAGGACGCCUGCGCGUUCGCCUCCGUCGCCCGUCGGGCGGGGGCAAGUCGAGUGAAACCAUGGCAUAAACAUGAAAAACAAUUACAUCUUUGGCCACACGCAUGAUACACCAUCUAGUGUGCAGUGGGUGCGCGGCACAGCUCGGUAGUGCAUUCUGAGCCCCGCGUUCUUGUGUUUCGCACUAAUUGUUGGUGGCAACACCUUCCGUCUUUGCUGGAAUCAUUUUGCUCUGUUUUUGUAUGUGCUUGCACGCCUGAUCUAUCCUGGCAGGUAAGGUGCAGUCCUUGUGGCAUAGCAUUGUCUCAUCAUCAUCGCCCCCGCUAGGCUCAGGGCCGCAGGGGAAGUUUGCCGAUAGUACCUCCCCUCCCCUGCUUUCCCUUCCCCCUCCCUUCCCUCCUUCCCUCCCCCCUUCCCUCCAGAGCGACCUGUGCAGCUCACCCUCGCGGCGCGCUGGGACGAAGCAGUGUCCGACCUGCGAGCCCCGAGGCCCUGUACUGAGCUCGGCAUCCCGCUCGGCUGCCCUUGCAGCACGUCGUCGUGCAGGGGCGCCUUUUAAGGUUUGCUGUCCAGUCGGGCGUGUCCAGGAGGAAUGCUUAAGACACUCGGCGGAUUUGCAAUUGUUGACGGCAGCGCGAUUCUCGUUUUCAGCGAGGUGGAUGCAGGACGUGCGAUUUUGGCACAGUAAGGGUAUUCAAGCGCAGAGCCAGUAUCUCCUCCAUUCCCGUGUCGCUAUGUCAUUCUUCGCUCAUCUAUGAGGCCUCUACAGACGUGUAAGGCUCUUUUAUCCCUGCCGCGUGCCCGUGCUGCUGAGCCUGCGCUCCUACGUCUUCGGUCGACUGCCCGCAAGAGUGACCCUUCGCUGGAGUGACGAAUACGCUGCGAUACCGCAGCGGCCUGGGUGAUUGGUUUGAUCUCCUCGUGCCCCCCGACGCCGCGCAGCACAUGUCAGUCUUGCCUGGGGCCACUCGUUCGCGCAGCUGGUCUGAAUGAGAGAGUCCAGGAGCCAGGCCAGGCCAAUCAGGGAGCUGGCGGAGCCUU
Molecule: messenger RNA, 2031 nt
Organism: Prorocentrum cordatum
Lineage: Eukaryota; Dinophyceae; Prorocentrales; Prorocentraceae
Source: the annotation of a GenBank genome assembly